AUGGAGGAUCUGUACAGCAUCCACCCGGGGAUCUCGCGGGUCGGCGGCGCGGCGAGCGAGGCGUCCGUCGCCGGCGUCGGCGUGGGCGGCCCCUCGCCGUCGGAUCUGACGGAGCUCAUGAAGGCGCAGAUCUCCAGCCACCCUCGCUACCCCUCCCUCCUCUCCGCCUACAUCGAGUGCCGCAAGGUGGGAGCGCCUCCGCAGGUGGCGUCGCUGCUGGAGGAGGUCAGCCGGGAGAGGCGCCCCGGUGACGGCGCCGGGGAGAUCGGCGUCGAUCCCGAGCUCGACGAGUUCAUGGACUCCUACUGCCGGGUGCUGGUGCGCUACAAGGAGGAGCUGUCGCGGCCGUUCGACGAGGCCGCGUCGUUCCUGAGCAGCAUCCAGGCGCAGCUCAGCAACCUCUGCAGCGGCGUCAGCUCGCCGGCGGCGACCACCACGCACUCCGAUGACAUGAUGGGGUCGUCUGAGGAUGAGCAAUGCUCAGGGGACACUGAUGUGGCAGACAUAGGGCAAGAACAUAGCUCUCGCUUAGCUGACCACGAACUCAAGGAAAUGCUUCUUAAGAAGUACAGUGGAUGCCUCAGCCGUCUUCGUUCGGAGUUCCUGAAGAAGCGGAAGAAAGGGAAGCUACCGAAGGAUGCACGGACAGUAUUACUAGAGUGGUGGAAUGCGCACUACCGCUGGCCUUAUCCUACGGAGGAAGAUAAGGUGAGGCUUGCAGCGAUGACCGGUCUCGACCCAAAGCAGAUCAACAAUUGGUUCAUUAACCAGAGGAAGAGGCAUUGGAAGCCAUCGGAGGACAUGCGGUUCGCGCUCAUGGAGGGUGUUGCUGGUGGAUCUUCUGGAACGACACUCUACUUCGAUACAGGCACAAUUGGACCCUGA
Miscanthus lutarioriparius is the source of this 885-nucleotide messenger RNA. The record is from the annotation of a GenBank genome assembly. Lineage: Eukaryota; Viridiplantae; Streptophyta; Magnoliopsida; Poales; Poaceae.